CCAGCCCUCUGCAGCCGCAGCCUCCGUCUGGGUCUUGUUCUGCGCCCUAGGAUGCCCCACAGAUCUCUGAGCGACGCUGCUCUCUGCCUGCUUGGCACGCAAGUGAGAUAAACCAUUAUCUGCCACUGUCUGCAGCGCCCCUCACUCUGAAAAGCCGGGAGGGAGGAAAGAUGCACCACCCCAAGGAUCCUUCCCCCUGUCAGCAUGGUGCAUUAAGGAAAGGGCUUCCUCUAAAGCACCAGGCCUGGGCCAGUGUCAGAGGCAGGAUACAGGAAUGGCUGGACCAGGGCGCCGAGCUAGCAUCUGCAGUGGUGAGGACGUUUCACCAACCAGCUGGCCUCGCCCCUGCUAUAAUUAUCUCUUCCUGAGGCACCAGCCGACUCGCCCGUGAAGGAAAAGUCUCUCUUGAUUCUGCCUCCUUCCAGGGCAGAGGCCAACAGGCCGGAUCCCAACCCUGGGUUUGGUCUGCAACUAAGGCUGGACUCUCCCUCCCCUCCUGCUCUCAGGAGCACAUGUGAUUGCUGUAGAAACUACUGAAUGAAAACAGGUGGCGCUCCCCAGACGGGGGCGUUCUCAGCCACAAGCUACUGUACCGGCCAGUCACCCCACAGGAGAGUGAACGCCGCUUCCUGCCCUGCGUGGCACCACUGGCUCAGCCUAGGGUCUCGGCUUUUAAUUCCUCCCGACGGUUCAAACCAAAGAAUCAGACGCUGGCUCGAGCUAGGGGCUGUACACGUGUCCACUAGCCAGCUCUGCUGCUGCCCUUCGAUCCUGACCCAUGGUCCCCUCCGCUAUCCCAGCCCUGGGCACCCCCUGGCUUUGUCGGUGCCCCCCAAUCCCAAGUCACAGCCCCCUGCUAUUCCAGCCCUGAGCUGCCCCCGUUAUUCCAGUUGUAGCAUCCCCCUGCACUCCCAGCUCUCUGUAAGGGAGGGACCAUGGAGAAUCAGCCCUUGGCUCCCCACAGCCUAGGGGCAGCCAGCCCCCUCCCCUUUAGACCCACCCCUGAACAAGCCCCAGUUGAGGGGUUCCCUCCAGGCUCAAGGCAGGUUCCCCUCCCGCUUCAUCCCGGGGAUUUUAACCCCUUCCUCUCCCUGCUGGCCUGGGGCGUGCACAUCCCACUGCAAUCCCCCCUCUUUGGGGAGCUCAGAGCCCACCCAGGGCCCAGUCCGAGGCCCUCUCCAGGAUGUGACAAUUCUAUAAUGGUCCGUGGGCCGUGACCUGCGGAAACCAGAGGCAGGAGCUUUUUUGGUCAAGGAAGCCCACACGUAGUAAUUAAAGUGAGACAGGCAGUGAGCUGGCUGCCGGCUCCCAGCACACGGCAGUAGCAGCGGCAGGUCGCGGCACCGGCACCAUGGACCCCUCAGUGACCAAAGCCACCCUGAAGGUGCUGGGGCUGUGCGUGGUCCUGCUCUUCCUGGUCGCCGCGGUGACGGUCUCCGUGGCGGUGAUGAUGUGGCACUCGGAGGCAGUACGGAGGCUGCAGGGCUGCCGGGAGCAGGCAGCCAAUGAGACCUCAGCCCUGGGGGGCCGCGUGGCCGAGCUGGAGCGGGACGUGGCCGAGCUCACGGGGCGGCUGCAGGAGGACGCCCAGAAGAAGCAGCAGCUUCAGAAGCAGCUUGGCCAGGCCAAGGAUGAGGGCAGGAAGCUCAAAGCCACCUUGCUGUCCUGCCAGGAGCGUGAGAGCACGCUCUCCGCCAACGUGACAGCCCUGCGGAACGCGCUCACGGCCAUUCAGCUGGAGGGCACCGAGAUGGACACCAGAAACAUUGCCUUGCAAGCGGAGCUGACCCAGUGGCAGGGGAAAGCCGCGGAGCAGGAGCUGCGGCUGGAGGAGGCGCUGCAGCUGCACCGAGCGUCGGAGGCGCGGAGGGAGCAGUGCGAGGCCCGGCAGAGCGAGCUGCAGCGCAGCAUGCGGGACUACAGGGCCGAAAUCGACUCCCUCCAGCGGCGGCUGAGCUCCCGAGCUACCAGGCGCAGGUGCCCCCCAUUCUGGUAUUUUGUGUGGGUGCUGGCAAGCACUUCUUGCUUUAUUUUCUCGCUCGAAGGGUUGAAAUCUUACGUCUGAAGCAUCUAGGGGAAGCCAGGCUUAAAGGAGAUGACAGGGCUCGUGAGCAACCAUUUCUGAUCCCCCCCCCACUUCUACAGAGCGGGGCACGCUGCAGCUCCACACCAGAGACAGCUGCAAUGACCCGAAAACAGCUGCAGCACGGAACGGCCCCGUCCCGCCCCAGAAUCCAGCAGCCUCCUCCUGCAACUGUAAUAGCCAUAAACUAAUUGAAAAGACUCCAAGUCCACUGGAUCCUACUAGGCUGAGGCACCCCAAGGAAUGCUGGGAAAUCUGUCAUUGUACCGUUCAGAGUCUGCGGCAUGGACCCCCGCCCCAUGUGUCCUGGCUCCAUUCUGUCUCCCUCUCCCUGCUCCUCCCUUCCCUCCUUCGCGACAUGCUUCUGCCUGGAGUCUACUGAGCUCUGCACAGCGUGGGCUUGCGUCUAAGCUGCCUGGUGUCGUUCUUGAUCGUAUAAUCUACUCACCGCGAGGAAAUCAGACCACCUGGUGCUAAUUUCCCCUCUGGGGCUGGACUCACCCAUGAGGGAGUCUAACCAGCAUUUAAUAGCCUGUGUUUGUAUGCAGAUCUGCUCAUUAAUAUUUAAAAAGUA
Messenger RNA from Chrysemys picta bellii (western painted turtle), 2657 nucleotides. It is a transcript of the gene CCDC194, whose product is annotated as coiled-coil domain containing 194. The record is from RefSeq and is a predicted model, not a curated record. NCBI's taxonomy places the organism in Eukaryota, Metazoa, Chordata, Testudines, Emydidae.